Messenger RNA from Aspergillus chevalieri, 324 nucleotides. Its product is annotated as mitochondrial 54S ribosomal protein mL60. The coding region runs from base 1 to 324 and encodes 107 amino acids. NCBI's taxonomy places the organism in Eukaryota, Fungi, Ascomycota, Eurotiomycetes, Eurotiales, Aspergillaceae. The transcript is spliced from 3 exons. Gene Ontology annotation, molecular function: structural constituent of ribosome. The record is from RefSeq and is a predicted model, not a curated record. Gene Ontology annotation, cellular component: mitochondrial large ribosomal subunit.
AUGUUCAAGCCUACAUCGGCCCUCUUUUCGGGUCUUCUUUGGAAAACUCCAUGGCGCAUCUCACAACCCCAGAAAGCCCGCCAACGUAAGCGCUUACGCUCCGUCGACCGUGUCGUCGAUACCCUCAGCGCCGCCCUGCAACGGAACGGACAGAGCACGAAGGCCGUUGAGCGGUGGUAUGCUGAGAUGCCCCGUGAGGAGGAAAUGGUGCCCAAGGAUAAGUAUACGAUCUUCGACAAGAAGGAGAAGACGUACCGGAAGGGAAUUCACAAACUGCCGAAGUGGACACGAGUGAGCCAGCGAGUCAACCCUCCGGGUUUCUAA